AUGUCGAGGGUCGCGCGCGCGCCCGGCGCGUCCACCAAGCGGGCAGUCGAAGAUGGCGGUGCGUCUCACCUCUCUCAUUCUCUCCGCAGCCUCUCCAUCCAGCACCAGUCCCCCUCCAAGCCCGCGCGCGCGGCCGCUGACUCUGCCUCAGAGAUUUGCCCAGUAUGCAAAUCGUCGCGCUAUCUCAACCCGAACAUGCGCUUCCUCGUGAACCCAGAGUGCUACCACAAGAUGUGCGAGUCGUGCGUCGACCGCAUCUUCUCCCACGGGCCGGCGCCGUGUCCGAUCGCGGGCUGUAAAAAGACACUGCGGAAGGCUAGGUUCCGGAUGCAGACCUUCGAGGAUCUGAAGGUGGAGAGGGAGGUGGACAUCAGGAGGCGCGUGGCUAAAGCCAUGAACAAGGAAGAAGCCGAUUUCGAGACGCUCCGAGACUACAACGACUACCUAGAGGAAGUCGAAGAGAUCACGUGGAAUCUUAUCCUGAAGAUUGAUGUCGAACAGACAGAACGCCGCUUGCGCCGCUGGGAAGAGGCCCAGAAGGCCGAGCUCAACCCCAACGCCGUACGUCGUUCUGUAGACAAUGGGCCAGACAUUUCUACCCUCUCAGAGACUUCGCACGUCAUUCUCAAGAAAGGUGGCACACAACGAAGGGUACAGGGCGCAUCAUUGGGCAACACGCCAAUUCCUGAGGAUGACACAGGCUUUAGCUUCCGCGGUCUUAAAAAACGAAAGGCGCCGGAGCCGGAGAAGGCAUUCGAUCCUACAGGCGGGUGGAGCGUGGAGCCUUUGUACUACAGCGUGAAAGAAGAGUACGACCACAAGUUCUUUGCAGUCAAGCACGAGCCCAAGUUCUACGCGUUCGGGUACAAAGCGCCUGAAUACUACAGCCACGCGCUGCGCGAUGCGUUUGGCGGUCUGGGUGUAUUUUUGGAGGAUGACAGAGCGAAUGAAGUCAUAGACUUUGGCACGCAGGCAGCCGCUGUUGCUGCAGGUGGAGGGAGGGAUGUAGAGAUGAACGACGUGUUUUGA
Messenger RNA from Didymosphaeria variabile, 1029 nucleotides. RefSeq names its product TFIIH/NER complex subunit (gene TFB3). Bases 1 to 1029 code for a protein of 342 amino acids. Gene Ontology annotation, molecular function: cyclin-dependent protein serine/threonine kinase activator activity. Gene Ontology annotation, cellular component: transcription factor TFIIH holo complex. The record is from RefSeq and is a predicted model, not a curated record. The transcript is spliced from 2 exons. Gene Ontology annotation, biological process: regulation of transcription by RNA polymerase II; nucleotide-excision repair; positive regulation of cyclin-dependent protein serine/threonine kinase activity. Lineage: Eukaryota; Fungi; Ascomycota; Dothideomycetes; Pleosporales; Didymosphaeriaceae.